Molecule: messenger RNA, 1533 nt
Organism: Coffea arabica (coffee)
Lineage: Eukaryota; Viridiplantae; Streptophyta; Magnoliopsida; Gentianales; Rubiaceae
Product: F-box protein At5g07610-like
Molecular function (GO): protein binding
Source: RefSeq, a predicted model, not a curated record
AUGAUGUUUUCCUCCGGUGGCAACGACGGGGCCGGACCCAGCUCAUCUGCGUCUGCCCCAGAAAUCUCCGGUAACAACAACAAGAACAAAGGGAUCGCUAGAGCUCCAAAAAGAACCUCACUCCUAUCAUUGAAUGACCUCUUGACCUUCCGACCGCUUAUUUCACCAUCAAAAUCAAACUCCCAAAACGGCGCCUGCUCUCAUGACGACGAUGACAACAGCCGCCCACCAGCUGUUCGACGUUAUGCCUCCACGUCGUCUGGGGCUUGCAUAAGCAAUCACGAAGAUCUCUUACUUCAGAUAUUACUCCCUUUACCCCCAAAGUCUCUUAUUCGCUUCCAGUGUGUCUCCAGACAAUGGUUUUCUCUCAUUUCCAGCUCCCAUUUCUGUCGUCUUCAUUCGGGGAUGUAUCGAGUAUUUUCUCUGGAGGUCGGUCUGUUCUUAUUCCGAAGAAUAUAUGGGACUUCAGAGUUCAAAGCUAUCUCUCUUCUUCAGGAUGGCAGCUCACAUUCAAUAGGUAUUCUGGCUUCCCGUUUUGCUCAUUUUCUUAAUGCAGAUGGCCAAGUUCUUGGUUUACAUUGUUGCAAUGGGUUGAUGUGGGUUGAUUUUUACUGGAAUUAUGAAGUAAGGAGGUAUUAUGUGUAUAACCCGACUACCAAUCAGUAUAGGCAAAUUCCCAUACCCGAGAUUGAUAGAUAUUCAAGAAGGAUUGAAGCUGUAAAUAUUGUUUUUGAUCCUUUGACAUACGACCAGUACAAACUUGUUUGUGUAUUUGCGAAAUUGAUAGCUGGGGAGGAUGCGUGGGGAGAAUUUAUCUUCUGGCAGUAUUCAUCUGAAACUCAGGCUUGGAAGGAUUGUGGUGGUAUUGAUAUUUGGGAUGAAACAAAUUACGGCUACUAUUUCGAGGAGGGAGUGUUUUGGGAUGGUAAUUGGCAUGAAUCGAAUGACAGUUACUAUUUUGAGAAGGGAGUGUUUUGGGAUGGCAAUCUUUAUUGGGUAAAUUCUGCCAGGUCUUUACUUUGUUUUGAUUUCGAGCUGGAAUGUGUUAGAAGCUUGAAUGUUAUGAAUACUUAUCCAGCAUCACCUAAUGGGGUUGUUUUCUACUUCGGUAAUUGUGGGGGAAGUUUGCAUCUCAUUGAUCUCUAUAAGCCAAGAGAUGAUUUUCUUAAUGUAUUUGAAUUGGAAAUGGAUAUGGGUUUGGGGAGAUACCAUUCAAGAUGGUUGCUCAAGUAUCGUGUUGAUCUUGGUCUUUUGACUGCACGGUAUCCAUUAAUGUCCGAUGAGAAGUUUGUUAAUUAUCGGGAAAAGGAAUUUCCCUUUGGUAUACUAUGUUUUCAGGUGGAUAAGAAAGCAAAUAAGGCAAAGCUUAUAAUUUCUUUACCAGGUAAAAUUAUUUCCUAUGAGAUUAGUGACAUGAUUUUUGAAGAGCUUGUUGAAAUAGAGCCUGCAUAUGUUAAAUUUGUAAGGUAUAAUAUGUCAAUAUACACAUGGAAGGAUGCCUUCAAUCAUUUUGAGAUCCUUUCUUGUGUCUGA